Molecule: messenger RNA, 511 nt
Organism: Caenorhabditis elegans
Lineage: Eukaryota; Metazoa; Nematoda; Chromadorea; Rhabditida; Rhabditidae
Gene: nssp-21
Product: neuronal small secreted protein
Exons: 3
Coding region: 31-351 (106 amino acids)
Source: RefSeq, marked reviewed
UUGUUCCUCCUUACUUGUGUCAUCAUCGGUAUGCCGACACGACUAGCUGCCGUAUUCCUAUUGAUUGCUGUUCUUUCAGCUAUGGCAAUGAGGGCGAAACACGACAAUUGUAAAUCGGAGAAAUUACGGGAGUUGGUGUUAGAGACUGUUGGAAUAUACCCACACCAAUACAGUUAUCAGGCAAAAUAUCUCAAACAACAAGCAGAAGAACGUUUCGGAUUCUGGUGGAGUGCAGUAAUUGUAAGCGAACGGGGUGGAUAUGGAAUGAGUGCUGUCUAUGAUCAAUACAAGAACACAUCGUGCGAAAUGAUGCUGUUCGAUACAUAUUAUUGGAUUGGAAGGACAUGUUAGGAGGCAAUGUAGUGAUCAUAAUUGAAGCAUGAAUGAUUUUUAAGCUAUAAAUGAGGUGUCGAAAUCUUUGAAAUUUGUGAUUUUUUGCGGUUUUAUUUUAAUUUCAAAAACGCUCUGUUGUAAUGUCUAGUGGCUGAAAUGAAAGGUUUAAAAAACUUGA